Oncorhynchus keta (chum salmon) is the source of this 2834-nucleotide messenger RNA. Its product is annotated as cAMP-responsive element modulator-like. The transcript has 3 exons. Bases 2091 to 2423 code for a protein of 110 amino acids. NCBI's taxonomy places the organism in Eukaryota, Metazoa, Chordata, Actinopteri, Salmoniformes, Salmonidae. Gene Ontology annotation, cellular component: ATF4-CREB1 transcription factor complex; nucleus. Gene Ontology annotation, molecular function: protein binding; RNA polymerase II cis-regulatory region sequence-specific DNA binding; DNA-binding transcription factor activity, RNA polymerase II-specific. Gene Ontology annotation, biological process: regulation of transcription by RNA polymerase II. The record is from RefSeq and is a predicted model, not a curated record.
UGGGAGAACUUGCACAAUUAGUGGCUGACUAAAUACUUUUUUGCCCCCGGAACUGACCCUCUCACAAUCGUUCAACCCAAAUCACAGCCGUGCAACCCCAAAGAAUUGUAGGCCUCUACGACCCUUGUCCAUACUGCAAAAGCAUUCCAGGGAAAACACUUACCAGCUGUUGUUGAAGGUCCAACGCAGAUGUUUUCUAUCUCUAUAUCAAAUCAUUUCUAGCAAUUAAUUACCUUGCUGUGAUUAUCAACCAUUUCAAAAAAUUAUGAACCUUAGCAACAAUUGAAAUGGCUUUUCAAGCAAGAAUUGUGCUUGGACUGUCUGGGAGGGGUCCAAUGGAGGCUGCUGAGGGGAGGACGGCUGGAACAGAUUAAAUGGAAUGGCAUCAAACACAUGGAAACUAUGGGUUUGAUGUGUUUGAUACCAUUCCACUUAUUCCGCUCCAGCCAUUACCACUAGCCUGUCCUCAGGAAAAACUGAAAAUUAUCUGUUAUUGUCAGUGGUUUGGAACUCUUUCAUAAUGACUAAUUGUCCGUAUGGUGAUGUCAACAUGGAAGGCCAAAACGCCAUCUUACCAAAACAGGCAGGAAUUAUCUUUUCAAACAGCCCUUACACAAAUUUUAUUUCAUUUUUUAAAUUUAACCUUUAUUUAACUAGGCAAGUCAGUGAAGAACAAAUUCUUAUUUUACAAUGACGGCCUUCCGGGGAACAGUAUGUUAACUGCCUUGUUCAGGGGCAGAACGACAGAUUUUUUUACCUUGUCAGCUCGGGGAUUUGAUCCAGCAACCUUUCGGUUACCGGCUCAACGCUCUAACCACGAGGCUACCUGCCGCCCCCAAAAAUGGCAUUAUCAUAAUUUUCACAGUAUUAUUCCAACCUCAUUGUGUGGAAAUAUGUAUAAAACUCAGGAAAAUCAUGUUAUUGACUGCACUGGACCUUUAAAUUAGUCAUCAAGGCUGUACUAUUGCAAAGUACUCUUCAUCAGGAUCCCUGGCAGGAGUCUCCAGAAGCGCCAAUAUAUCCAGAACAGCGCUGCAAGGAUCUUGAUGAGAGUGCAGAAACACCGUCACAUCACCAUCAUCCCGGAAUCUCUGCACUGGCUCCCUGUCUCAUUCCCGGAUUGAAUUCAAAACCCUCUUGCAGUCUUUCCAGUGUACUCAUGGCAGUGCCCCUUUUCUAUCUCAAAUAACUUUUCUCUCUCCAUAACCCCACCCGCACCCUCAGGUCAAGCGAUAUUCUGCUCUCCCACACCCCCCAGGACCAAGUUCCGCUCCUUGGGGGAUCGGGCAUUCUGCUCGACCGCCCCAAACCACUGGAAUGCACUCCCGGACCACCUGAAAGCACAACAGACUCUGGGCUCCUUUUUUAAAACGGGCCUAAAGACCUUUCUCUUUUAGGAAGGCUUUCUGUUGAUAGCUGUGCUCCUUGGUGUCCUUGUCUCUUAUAGUGUGAGCUGGGUUAUUUGUGUCAGUUGCCCUGUCUAGUUGUGUCCAUUUCUUUUUCUAUUUGGUAAAAAAAUCUAGAUUUUAUGCACUUAGAGAUGAUUCUGUAUAAUGAAAAGCACUUUUAAAAUGUAUUAAAUUAUUCAAGCUUGGACACUUGAAAUUAAGUGAGGAAAGUCACUCAACUGGAAUGUCAGAAUUUGAGCAUUACAUAGAAAUCACAUUUGUACAGAAAUUAUGUUUACAGCAGUUUAUUAAGUAUUUAAGUAGUGAUAAGUAGAGUGAUGUCAUGUGUUUUUGUCAGUUGUUUAUGUUAGUGUAUUAUAUAACUCACAUUCAAUACCCAAUCCAAUGUUUUAAAAAGCUGCACAAAUAAUCUUGAAAAACACGGUAAUAUGAAGACAUUUGAGAAGCAACUCAAACCUUUUGUCGGACCAAAAAGAAGAAGAAAAAAAGCAAUACGGGGUACAUACCAGUGUAGGGGGAGGACUCAGAGCAAUGCAUGUCAUCAUUGACAUCAGGAGGCAAAUGAUGUCAUAGUGAUGUCAAUGCCCUUAAUUGUGAUUGCACACAUAGCUGGUGGUUUUGGAGAUAUUUCUGUUCGAGAGCUGAGAUAAAGGGUUUCUUUUGGACCUCUUAAGAACAGAUAUGGCUGUUGCUGGGGAUGAGACUGAGUCAGCUUCCACUGGUGACAUGUCAGGCUACCAGAUCUGCACUCCCACCUCCAGCCUGCCCCAGGGCGUUGUGAUGGCUGGCUCCCCAGGCUCCCUGCACAGCCCCCCACACGUGGCUGACGAGACCACACGCAAGAGACAACUCCGCCUCAUGAAGAACAGGGAGGCUGCCCGCGAGUGUCGCCGAAAGAAGAAGGAAUAUGUAAAAUGUCUUGAGAAUCGGGUGGCUGUGCUCGAAAAUCAAAACAGGACUCUCAUUGAGGAACUAAAAGCGCUUAAAGACAUCUAUUGCCACAAAGUUGAAUGACCACAGACUGCUAAUGGCUUGAGGGUGUGCGCCGCAGUAACAGUUUACAGAUAACUGUAAUGGUAUCCUGGAGAAUCCGCUUUGACUCGAUGUCCAGCAUCUGCUCUCACAUACCAAAAUAUACAAAAACAACACCUCUUUUCCCGAUCCACUUGUUUCGAAGACAUGUUCCGUACUGUCGUCAUACAACAUUUGACAGUAUCUGGCCAGUUGUGGCGCGAGUACAGCGAGUAUUAUGAGGUGCCCCUGUUGCUUUUCCUUGUUGCAGGCAGGCAGCCAAAGAGUGCCGGCGGAGGAAGAGAGAGUAUAUUCGCUGUCUGGAGACUCGCCUCACCAUGCUGGAGGCCCAGAACAAGAAGCUCGUGGAUGAGCUAAACUACUUUAAGGAAAUGUAUGGAAUUAAGUCGAGUC